UUAUCGAUAAUUUAACAUAGAAAUAAACAUUUUCGGGAGAUGAAGCCUAUGCCGAAGAAAUUUUAAACAAUUCAAAAUAUAUUAAUGUAUUAAAAUGUUCUAUGAACACAUAAUUUUGGCCAAGAAAGGCCCGUUGGCCAGGAUCUGGCUAGCAGCACAUUGGGACAAAAAGAUUACAAAAGCCCAUGUGUUUGAAACUAAUAUUGAAAAAUCGGUGGAAGGUAUUUUGCAGCCUAAAGUAAAAUUAGCGCUAAGAACGUCUGGUCAUUUGUUGCUGGGAGUUGUGCGCAUAUAUUCAAGGAAAGCAAAAUAUUUAUUAGCUGAUUGCAAUGAAGCAUUUGUUAAGAUUAAGAUGGCAUUCCGACCAGGCCUGGUCGACCUACCAGAAGGUCACAGAGAAGCGAAUGUUAAUGCAAUAACACUUCCUGAAGUUUUUCAUGACUUUGAUACGGCGUUGCCUGAAUUAAAUGAUAUUGAUAUUGAAGCACAAUUUUCUAUUAAUCAGUCUAGAGCUGACGAGAUAACAAUGAGAGAAGAUUACGGCAGCCUGUCACUCUCCCUACAGGAUGAUGGCUUUGGUGAUAUUGGUUUCGAAGCGGAAGCACCAGAGAUUAUGCGAGGAUCAGUAUCUUCAAAUAUCAAUGAUAAACUAUUUGAUAGUGACGUUUUGGAAAAUAUUGAGUCACUGGAUCCCCAUGCAACCGAGACCCAGGCAGACAUAUCUGGGGCUCGAUUAGACGGUGAUGGAUUUGGAGAUUCCUUUGGACAACCAGAACUUUUUGAAGACGAUCUUUUUGGUGAACCUUCUCAGCCAGCGGAGCAGAUUGCGAAAGAACCUACAGCAAUUAUCAUCGCAGAUGAUUUUGAUGAAGAUGAAAUUGAUAAUUGUAAUAACGUUCAGUCGCCUGCCACAUCUUGUAUAAAUUCAGUUAUUGAUGAGAAAGGUGAAACUAAUUUGCACGACAAUGCCAGUGUCGGUGACAAUAUGCCCAUAAAUGAAAUAACUCUUGUCCAAAACGAGGAUGAUGGAUUCGCAUUAGCUCCUAUUGACGCAACAGUCUAUAAAGGAUUAACAAAGACCAAACGCAAAAGAAAACUUAUUAUUGAUGAAAUAAAAAAUAUUUCCGGAGAAGAAAUGAAGGCGCAAUUAGCCGAUACUUCUGAUAUCUUAACUACACUCGAUCUGGCCCCACCCACAAAAAGACUGAUGUAUUGGAAAGAAACUGGAGGUGUUGAAAAAUUGUUUUCAUUACCAUCAAGAUCCAUACCAGCCAGAUCACUAUUUAAUAAUUAUAACAGACAGUUGUUUUCACAUUCAACAUUCUUUGAGGAUUUUUCAAGUGUUGCUCCAAUGGAAAUUCUUGCAUUGGAAUUUUAUGCACAAGAAAAUGAGAAUUCGCUAAUUAUUUUUAAUAAAAAGGGACGCAAACGAAAGAAUGAUCUGGUUACUAAUCAAUUUUUGGACCAUGUAUCUGAUUCACUGAUUCAAAGCUUAGAGGUCCCUGAAGUUUUAAGAGAAGACCAAAAAUCUCUAGGGCUAUCUGCCGUUUCUUUAAACAUUGCAACAAAAGAGCAAGAAAGUAUAGCUUGUCAAAAUGCAUCAACUCUUUUUGAUCACAUGCAAAGUCCAGAUUUAUUGUCUUUAAAUGACAUGGAACAUUUUUCAUCAAUUAAUGACCUGCCAUUAACACCAAGAAAUACUAAUAACGACAUGGGAGAUGAUUUCAACCAAGGAGACUCAACGCCGGCGGGAUUGGAUCACGGCCACACAACUCCGCAGCAUACAAAUAUUGGCGAGAUGGACAAUAUACCAUUUAUACCUACAGAUCAAAUUAGCGCAAUAUUUAAUGAAUCUGUGGAGCGACCUUUGGUGAAUGAAAACGGCUUUUCAAAAAGAGCAAGCGACUUUUCAAAGGGAUGGGACAACUAUGAAAUUCCAACCUUCGUUGCUCAGAAUCACAGCGACGAACAAAUGGAAAAUGAAACUGAUGAACAAUUUGAAGAGCGUGUUUUAAAUAAAAGAGCUGCACAACUUUUUAUCGACGUAAGAGCUCAUUUUAACGUUAAAGAUAAUUUAGCUCUUUCACAACUAACAUCCGGAAACUCAAGAAAACAGGCGGCUCAAAAGUUUUACUCCCUCCUUGUCUUAAAGAAAUUUAAGGUGCUUCACAUUGCUCAAUCUGCUCCCUAUGCAGAUAUUACUAUUACUCGAGGACCAACAUUCGAAAAUCCAAAAAUUUAAACAAAAAACUUGUACAAUUAAGAUCAUUCUUGAUUCAUAUCAAUAAAUACAUUUUAAUUUAUUUAUAAAA
Drosophila rhopaloa is the source of this 2312-nucleotide messenger RNA. It is a transcript of the gene vtd, whose product is annotated as double-strand-break repair protein rad21 homolog. Gene Ontology annotation, biological process: mitotic sister chromatid cohesion; synaptonemal complex assembly; replication-born double-strand break repair via sister chromatid exchange. The record is from RefSeq and is a predicted model, not a curated record. Gene Ontology annotation, cellular component: synaptonemal complex; cohesin complex. Gene Ontology annotation, molecular function: protein binding; chromatin binding. The transcript is spliced from 8 exons. The coding region runs from base 95 to 2242 and encodes 715 amino acids. NCBI's taxonomy places the organism in Eukaryota, Metazoa, Arthropoda, Insecta, Diptera, Drosophilidae.